AUGGAUAUAUCAAAUGCCAACUACAAUUCCAUUCUACACAUCAAUGGUGAUUUUCAAGAGGUCAAGGAUUUUCGAAAGAGUGUCAUAAUGUCAGGUGUACCUGCUGCAACUCAAGUUUUCCAAAUAACGGGAGAACCGACAUAUUCAAUUGAAGAGGACCUACUUAACCAUUCCAUUUAUAAGCCCAUAUCCGAGCUGAAGGAUUCAAUUGAGAAUGGGCUCUUUGUCACUAUUGACACAGUUAUAUCCAUUGAUCCUAAGAAUGGGUUUAGCAUAAACAUGCGAGUUACUGAUGAGACUGAUACGGCUUCCUUCCUACUGUGCGAUAAGGAAGCGUCCAAAUUCUUUGGUAUAUUCGCAUCCGAUCUCAAACUUGCACAACUAACCAGGGGUGGAGUUAAUGAAGAAUAUCCAACAGAGCUUAACUCACUGAUGGGAAAGAAAUUUCUGUUCAAAGUUUCUGUGAAAAUGGAAGAUCUGAAUGCAUUCCAAUCAUAUAGGAUAAUUGUUACUAAACUCUGUGGGGACAACUCAGUUAUAACAAAAUUUACUGCAAAGAAUAGCUUAGACGAGCACAAUAUGGGUAUGGAUAAUUAUGAACUGCUGAGCAUGAACACUGACUCUGCUGAAACUCCAAAGGGUACAAUUUCUCCCUCUGUUGAGACUCUAUCCCAGGGAACAAAUGAUGCAUUCUCAACUCCAAAUGAUAAAAUCAUCACUGGUGGGUGGUCUAAGAAGCUGAUCAAGCUAUACCCAGAUUCUGGCCAUGCAUCAUUCUCCAGGAAAGUGACAAUGGGUGUCACUGCAACCAUUGUCGAGAUUCAUGAUGAUUAG
This is a messenger RNA of Arachis stenosperma, 834 nucleotides long. RefSeq lists its product as uncharacterized. NCBI's taxonomy places the organism in Eukaryota, Viridiplantae, Streptophyta, Magnoliopsida, Fabales, Fabaceae. The record is from RefSeq and is a predicted model, not a curated record. The coding region runs from base 1 to 834 and encodes 277 amino acids. The transcript has 7 exons.